AUGGGACAGGUGUAUACCUUAUACAAGUCAAAGAAAAGAGAAAGAGCCGAUCGCAGAAGGUUGGUGUUUUUUUUUUAACAAACUGUUGACAUUUUUGUCAGAAAUUUCUCCGAAUUCGCUCACAUGGUUAUUCUGAGUCUUAUGCUUUUUCUGAUAUUUAAUGAGUAGGCCUGAAUCACUACUUUUCGCGUUUCAUGUUUUCUGCGAACCCAGACUGCUGCAUGCAGGUUUUCCACAAACCGAUUAGCAAAAAAACAAAUCGCAAAAGAAUAAAAUAUUUAUUUACUUUUUGAGACAGAAGAAGAACUUGUACCUUACAUGAUUUUUUUUGUACUGAUACCAUACCACCGGACGUAUACUUAUACCAACGGGAGCUUCCAUUGUCGCGGGAAUAAGUGAUCGAAAUUACGCCUAAAUUAUGAGCUCCCAAAGGCUGCCUGCUAAAAAUAAGUUGUCCGUGAAAAGGAUGUUAUAUCUAGGCUCCGCACUCCAAGUUAUCAGCUCCUGUGCUGGUACUUGUUUAGCCUUGAUCUGAUUGGUUACUAGUCAAUGCGACGUUGUGAUUGGUACUUGAAAUUCAGCUUAUGAGAAGGGAACUUCUCAGCAACUUCUCAGCUCGAUUGAGAUCAUGAACAAUGUAUUCUUUUCGGUGAAAUUUUCACUGUUGUUUAAUUCCUGUCACGCAGGCGUCAGAGAGAACAGUUAGAAAAAGCAGCGGAAUGCAUUGUCAGACUUCAUGAAGAACACCAGCGAUUGAGCGAGUAAGUAAAGAUGGUGUACUUCAGCACUGUACUUCUCAUCGUUAUUACUUGCAAAUCAGUGCUUAUUUAGUCUUUUAAUAGCUGUCUUGUCUUAUGAUAAAGUUAAUGCUUUUCUAUUAUUUUUUCAAUAGAAUGCUCCAAGAUAGUUAUGUGUAUUACCCAGACUUACGACCAGAACCUGAGAACUACAUCAAAUGCAGCGGAACCAAUGAAAUGAGGGAGGAGGUAGAAGCUUUAGAGAAAAAGCUUUUCCUUGAAGAAAUCGCACUCGAUGUUACAGACGAGAGAUGUCAUUUAUUGGACAGAAAUUUGAGGCAAGGAUCGAUUGCUAUCAAGAAAGUGUUGAACAUACCAAUUAGGAAACGUAAUAAACUCGAAACAUGAAAAAAGCCACUGACCUGAAAAAAUCGAUCCAGUUAAGAUUUUGCUUUUAGUUUGGGAAAAGAGAAAUACGCGCCCGUAUACAAGAUGAUGAGUUUAGCAAAUUUUCUUUUCAUUCAUCCUUUACUGGUGAAAGAGGCAAAGACGAUAAAGAAUUGAAUGAGAUCACGGUUCUGUUUAAGUUCCCCUACUUUAGAAGGAAACGUGGUGAGUCCAGAGCAUAUCAGCUGAGGUCAAAGCGGUUUUGCCGGGCCGGAAACCUCAUCAAGAGAGCCGGGAUAAAGGCUCUUUAUCUUCUCUUAGCCUCAUUUACUAAUUUGUUACAUAAUGAUACACCUUCAGAUUUGGUGCCUGACCUUCGGUGCUCUUAAAUUGGCUUCUCUCUGAGUUUUCUCUAGCUUGUGCCGCCGACACAUACAGACGUAUAAUCUAACCCCUUGUUAGUAAACAUCUGCGGAGCAGCGCUGGUGUACUUGUCCUGGGCCCCCAACGGACUCAACGAAUUACCGAAAAUGCGGUUUCAACCAGAUUGAUAAAUAUACAAUGUCUUUUUUUAACAACCAAUCUUGGCAAAAGUUACUUUUCGGGUGGAGAGAAGCGACGACCGGUAAUACGUCAGCGUUCGCCGGCUAAUUAUAGCGUGUACUUAAGUCCACGGACACCCCCCAUAGAUGGGGACCCAGAGCAAGGAUUUCGGCGCUGUUUCACAGACAGAAGUUUAGAAGUUUAUAACAACGUAACAACAAUCAACCAUUUCAUUUGCCAUCUUAAAAAACGUUUACAAAGACAGAAUAAACUAAAAUAUAUAUAGAUCAAGCCAAAAACAGCUGAGAAUAGCAAAAGUUCCGUCUGAGUACCAUCUGUGGCGCAGGCUAAGUUUUCUCCUACUGUUAUGUAAAAUGUUGAAGAUUUUAUCUGUUGUUUCUUUUACAGCCUUCUUCAACAGAACGAAGUUAAUCUCCAGUAUGAAUGCUUAAGCGGUCAAAACAACCUUGCUGCGUUGAAACUCAAACACGAGGCUUGUCAGUUUGGUCUGUAUCAGAAAGCAAAUCCGAUUGAGAAAUGGACAACAAGAUCACUUCCAAAUGUGUAUUUCACAUCAUUCUAA
Molecule: messenger RNA, 2250 nt
Organism: Porites lobata
Lineage: Eukaryota; Metazoa; Cnidaria; Anthozoa; Scleractinia; Poritidae
Source: the annotation of a GenBank genome assembly